ACAUUCCAACCGAAGACCUCUCUCCCUUUCUCUCGUUCUCGUUGUUUUCCUGUGUUCGCUUUGUACUCUUAAAGUCUAAACCCUCCUCUCCAUGGGAGAGUUAUUUCAAUUAUAUAAAUGGAGACUCAGCCUCUGUUGUUUCCCUAAUUUGAGACAGAGAAAGAGACUAAUAUGGUGGUUUUGGCUCUGGUUCUGGUUUUGUCUUAAUUCUAGGGCAAGCUAAGCUGUAUGGAUUCUUCUUCUCGUUCGCUCCCGUUCUAUGAUUUCCUCGAUCGAAUGCGCCAUCCUGCUUCGGUCGAUCUCGUUCGCUCUAUCAAAAGCUUUAUUGUAUCCUUUUCAUUUCAUGCUGUCAACUCUGAAAAUGAUGGCAAAAGGCUACAAGACUUCCUUUCAACAAUGGAGACUUCUAUUAGGGAUCAUCCAUUAUGGUCUGGUGCCUCUGAAGAAGAAAUUGACUGUGCCAUUGAGGGGUUGGAGAAGUAUGUCAUGACAAAAUUGUACGCCCGUACAUUUGCUUCAUCUCAAGAGGAUGCUAAGGUUGAUCAAGAGAUAUCGGAGAAAAUACAUUUGUUGCAAAAGUUUGUUAGACCUAAACAUUUGGAUAUACCUGAAGCUCUUCAUAAUGAAGCUUCAUGGCUGCUUGCAGAGAAAGAACUGCAGAAAAUGAAUGCCUUCAAAGUUCCUCGUGAGAAGCUUCUCUGCAUUUUGAGUUGUUGCAGGGUCAUCAGCAAUUUGCUUCUCAAUGUCUCUAUGUCAGAAAAUCAUGUACUAGCAGGGGCUGACGACUUCCUUCCAGUUCUUAUUUAUGUUACCAUCAAGGCCAAUCCCCCGCAGUUGCAUUCCAACCUCAAAUUCAUCCAACUGUUCAGGCGGCAAUCAAAACUGAUCUCAGAAGUUGCUUAUUACUUUACAAAUCUUAUGUCUGUCAAAUCGUUUAUCAUUGAUUUGGAUGGCAAGUCUCUUUCCAUAGAUGAAUCAGAAUUUCAAGAGAAAAUGCUCGCAGCAAGGUUGGAAUUCCAGAUGAACAUGCUUCCAGAAAGGUUGGCUAAAGGUCGGACACAAAUAGAUCUGUGCCCCAGACAGGUGACGGCUAAGCCCACUGAUCAUGGUUUUUUCUCAAGAAAGCUUUGUCAGGAGAUCAGCACUCUAGAUGGAGGAGAUUAUCCUUUCAUGGAAACAGUUCCUGAAGAUUUAACUGUUGGGGAUGUUGAGAGAUUGCAUAGCUUGUACAAGGAUGUUGUCAAAAAGUAUUCAAGUCUAUGCAGGUCCGUGAGAAGCCUCACCCUCUCGAAGGAACCAUCUGUGUUGCCACAUCUGGGAGAUGUCAAGCAUCAUCAGCCUGAUCAACCUGAACAUCAACAUCCUGAGGGACAACAGGAACAUCAACAUCAUCAACCUGAGCACCAGCAGCAACAGACACCGGAUGCCUGA
Telopea speciosissima is the source of this 1431-nucleotide messenger RNA. RefSeq names its product vacuolar protein sorting-associated protein 9A-like. Bases 229 to 1431 code for a protein of 400 amino acids. NCBI's taxonomy places the organism in Eukaryota, Viridiplantae, Streptophyta, Magnoliopsida, Proteales, Proteaceae. Gene Ontology annotation, cellular component: cytosol; endocytic vesicle. The transcript is spliced from 6 exons. Gene Ontology annotation, molecular function: guanyl-nucleotide exchange factor activity; small GTPase binding. Gene Ontology annotation, biological process: vesicle-mediated transport. The record is from RefSeq and is a predicted model, not a curated record.